Messenger RNA from Alternaria ventricosa, 615 nucleotides. RefSeq lists its product as uncharacterized. NCBI's taxonomy places the organism in Eukaryota, Fungi, Ascomycota, Dothideomycetes, Pleosporales, Pleosporaceae. The transcript has 3 exons. The coding region runs from base 1 to 615 and encodes 204 amino acids. The record is from RefSeq and is a predicted model, not a curated record.
AUGAAGCUCCUCGUCGUCUUGUCGCUCGCCCUCAGUGCCAUCGCCGCCGCAGUCGUUGCACCUCGGCAGCUCACAUCGCCAUCCCACAUCGUCGCCCUCGGCAUUGACAAUUCCGAGAUACUCUACUCAGACGCCGACCCAAACCCCACUGCUACCACCUCAGAAUCAACUGCAACUACUGAAGACAACUACCAAGCCGCUGGCGACAAAAUCCCCUUAGUAACUGAGCACGUCACAUCCACGUACAAACUUAUAACCUCGCGCCCCGGCGACCCAGAAGCCAUCAUCCUCCUCCCCUUUUACUUCCAGGUCAUUGAGAACUGCCUCCCGGACAACACCAUCCAAGCCCGCGGUGUAUACAAAAAUAUGGAUUACGUGUGGGCCUACACUCUGGCCAAGGGCACUACUGUCCAGGUUGACCACGGCAUCGGGGGAUACCCUUUCACGUUCUUGAUCGGACCAUUCGAUUACGGAAGUAGCAUCCUGCAUUUCUCAUACGACAACGGCGAUGAUUUCCACUGUGAUUGGAACGACAGCGAGUCGUGGAAGAGUUGUGGCGAGUGCAGGACGGAAAAAGAUUAUGAAUUGCUCGUUCAUCAUGGGGUGGAGAAGUAA